UCUACGGGACGAGACCUUUCUAUCUCCAAAUCCUGACUCUCAGUUACUUCAAAUAAUUAAGUGGACUCAGACCCUGGGUCCUUGUCUGACCUCGGAGGCCUCCGCCUGUAGGUGCGCCCCCACAUGACAACAGGUUUGUCAGUUGGGCCGUGGGGUGCAGAUCUCAGGACCAGUAGCAGAUUUGGGGUAGUUCAACGAAGUGUCCCAUCUGAUGGAGUUGGGGGAGUGCCAAAAACGUCUACUCAGCCUCAGUUUCCGUAACCUCCAAUCUCUGUGCAAGCAGUAUAACCUUCCUGCAAAUAAGAGCCGCUGGGAGUUAGCGAGCGAGCUUGCCAUGCUGCUUGAGAAGGAAAAGUUGAAUUCAGGACCUGAAUUGGAAAAAAUUAUUGGUUCUACGCAGGCAUCUCCUUCUACCUGUUCUGCUGUGUUAUCAAAUAUCAAAGAAGCAUCCAGAUGUGUGCAAGAGAACCACAAAAGAGACUCAUAUAGUGACCGAGGUGGUGAUGAUAGGCUUCAUGUAAAACAUCAAAAAGGGCUUCAAACACAAAUUGAUGAAGCAUUGCAAAGUGACAUUGGUGCCAGGAUGAGUCUUCCUCCAGUUUCUCUUAACAACGGAAAAUGUUCUGGACAAGGGAUUGCCCAAAAUGCGAAAUCUCAAAGUGCCUAUGGUAUUGCAACAAACUUAACACCUCCUGGACAUGCAAUCGAGAUCAACCAUGAUUCAGCUUCUCAUGUCAAGGAUAAAAUUUCUUUCGUAGCAAGUCACCCUGGUCUUAAUGGUGUUGUUGCAGAGCCUCACAGCUGUACAAAAGUUGGUGCAAAUGUUGUAGUUAAGGCUAUUGGCUCAACUAAUGAGAUAUCGGCAAAUGCAAAUGCAAAUGCAAAGGCAAAGGCAAAGGAAAAGGAAAAGGAAAAGGAAAAGGCGAACACAAACACAAAAGCUGCCCCUUUUCAGUUCUUUGUAAUGUCAGAAGAUGAGGGACUUGAUCUAGUUGUCGAUCUUAAUUUCAAUCCAGCAUCUUGGGUUAGGAGCUUCAACGAGGGAUUGAACAUUCCUCCAAGUACACAUCAAUCUGAAAAAGGCAUUUUGUCUGAUUCUAUAAGCAGCCUUGUGGGUAAGAAUGAUCAGAACACAAUUUCGUCAUUGGGUAGUAUCACUGUGGACACAGAAAACAGGGCAGCUGACAGCAUUGCUCCUCGCACCAAUUCAUCACUAGGUCCCCAUUCAACUGAUGGUUAUAAUUCUCACUCAGGGCCCCAUCCAGCUGACACAAUUAAUGUAAACUCAAACUCAUCUGCAUCCACAUUGCCUGGUACUUUUGCUGAAGUUUCUGGAUCUCAGGAGUGGGUUCCAGUGGUACAUUCUUCAUGUUUAUCGUCUGAUGUUCAGAACAACAUGCCACUUGGUAUGUUGGCUGGUACUUUGUGUAACAAUGUGCUUCCUCAAGAAUCUGUUGGUGUCUCAGUGUGGUCUGAAAGAAAUCAUGCACCUGCUGCUGAUGAUUCCAUACAAGCAACUACUAAUAAAGACACAUUUAGUCCUGGGUAUGAGGUUAUAAGCGACUCCAAUGAAAUCUCCUUUCCACUAUCUGUGGAAAAGGAAAUGUUAGAUGGUACUUCAGGGGUUCAGCCUGGCCACAGUGGUACAAAUGACACCCCAAAAGAGAAUGUACUAAUGGAAGCAGUGCCGAUGGAAGAAGAUAAUUGUAAUGCUGACAGAUUGUCAAGUCAAAUAGCAAGGCAGACAGUAGCCGAACUGCCUGUUACAGAUGCUAGUUCUGCAGAUUGUCGCAUUGCUGGGAACUUUGACCUCUCAGGCCCAACACCAUCCUCUGCUGCUUCGGACAAUGCUAUUACUCCCCUGGCUCUAAAGGAUGGUGCAAAGACAGCUCGUAGUCAUGAUUCUGUAGACAAAAAAGGGCCGCGUGAUACUGAGGAGUUACAUGAUGCACCUACCAGGAAUAUACUAUUCAGCUUAAGAAGUGCUUCUGCUAGACAGAAAAACCCUUCACCCAGACGGUCAGCAAGGCUUGUUCCAAAGUGAUUGCUAUAAAUGAUAAAUCACAGGAAUGAUAUCCAUUGCCAACAAUGCAUAGCUUAACUGCUGUCUUAGUCAAUUUCUAAGAAGAGAGUUGCAGUGAUACAGUUCUUGACAAGCUAGACUCCAACAUUCUCGUCAAUUCUAGUUGAUUCAUCUUGCUAGCAACUUGACUAGCUCUUAUACUUCUGUCAACAACUCAGUGCCACCAAAUGUUUUGCCUUUCUUCUGUUCUACAGCAUCUGUUAUACUUCACACCAAAUUGAACUUCUCGUAUACACCAUUGUACAAAGAAUCAUAAUUAUUAAGACAA
This is a messenger RNA of Brachypodium distachyon (stiff brome), 2351 nucleotides long. RefSeq lists its product as uncharacterized. Lineage: Eukaryota; Viridiplantae; Streptophyta; Magnoliopsida; Poales; Poaceae. The record is from RefSeq and is a predicted model, not a curated record. The coding region runs from base 212 to 2044 and encodes 610 amino acids. The transcript is spliced from 9 exons.